Messenger RNA from Mauremys mutica (yellowpond turtle), 2617 nucleotides. RefSeq names its product riboflavin transporter 2-like. The coding region runs from base 58 to 1380 and encodes 440 amino acids. The transcript is spliced from 4 exons. Gene Ontology annotation, biological process: riboflavin transport. Lineage: Eukaryota; Metazoa; Chordata; Testudines; Geoemydidae. Gene Ontology annotation, cellular component: plasma membrane. Gene Ontology annotation, molecular function: riboflavin transmembrane transporter activity. The record is from RefSeq and is a predicted model, not a curated record.
UCGGCAGCAGAGUGGGGCCAGCCCAGCCCUGCGAGGCCCGGCGUGCCAGCGGAAGCCAUGGCGCUGGUGGUUCACAUCCUCGCCUGCCUCCUGGGCACCGGCUCGUGGGUGGCCAUCAACGGCGUGUGGGUGGAGCUGCCCCUCAUUGUGCCCCGGGUCCCGGAGGGCUGGUACCUGCCGUCCUACCUCACGGUGCUGAUCCAGUUCGCCAACGUGGGGCCGCUCUUCGUCACCCUCAUGCACCACUUCCAGCCCGGGCGGCUCAGCGAGGCCGGCACCAUCUACACCAUCGUCAGCCUCGGGGCGCUGGCCUGCGUCCUGCUGGCCUUCUUCUGGCAGGCGACCAGCGUGGUGGGGGGCACGGCCCGCAGCACCGCUCUCCUCGUCCUCCUGUUCUUCCUCUCGCUGGUGGACUGCACCUCCUCCGUCACCUUCCUGCCCUUCAUGCUGCGCUUCCGGGCCCGCUACCUCACCACCUACUUUGUGGGCGAGGGGCUGAGUGGCCUGGUGCCCGGCCUGGUGGCCCUGGCCCAGGGCGUGGGGGUGGCCCGCUGCGUGAAUGGCAGCCUGGCAGGGAACGCCUCGGGCACGGGGCUGCGGGCAGAGUACCAGCCGGCCAGGUUCUCCGUUCGCCUCUUCUUCCUCUUCCUCGGCGCCAUGAUGGGCCUGUGCCUCGCCGCCUUCGUCCUGCUCAACCACCUCCCGGCCGCCCGGCAGGAGCGGGCCAAGGAGCGGUUCCGGGCCCAGGCCCGGGUGGAGGCCGGCGCAGGCCUGCAGGCCGUGGUGGAGGAGCGGCCCAUGAUCGGCCCCACCGAGAGCCGCCGGCUCAGCAGCUACUUCGGCACCGGCACGUACUCCUGGCCCCAGGUGGCCUACAUCUUCCUGGUGCUGGCCUGGGUCAACGCGCUGACCAACGCCGUGCUGCCCGCGGUGCAGUCCUACUCCUGCCUGCCCUACGGCAGCUCGGCCUACCACCUCUCGGCCACGCUGGCCGCCAUGGCCAACCCGCUGGCCUGCUUCAUCGGCAUGUUCCUGCCCAACAGGCGUUUGCUGCUGCUCGGGCUCCUGGCCGUGGCCGGCUCCGGGUUCGGCUGCUACAUCAUGGCCGUGGCGGCGCUCAGCCCAUGCCCGCCCCUGCUGCACAGCCACACCGGAGCGACGCUCAUCGUGCUGUGCUGGGUUCUCUUUGUGGGCUCGCUGUCCUACGUGAAGCUGAUGAUCGGCAUGAUCCUGCGGGACGAGGGGCACAGUGCCCUGGUGUGGUGCGGGGCCGUGGUGCAGCUGGGCUCCAUGCUUGGGGCCCUCACCAUGUUCCCGCUGGUCAGCGUCUACAGCCUCUUCCGCUCCGGAGACCCCUGCACCACCCGCUGCCCCAGCUGAGACCCGCCGCGCAGCCGGGGGGACGCCGGGGCUGCCAGCUCAGCCCUUGGACACUAGUCCUACUGGCCCAGCACCGCCGCCCUCUGCUGUGUGAAAUCAGAACUGCGCCAGCCACCAUCAUCAGGCCUAUACUGCUACCAGCUACUGGGGAUUCGCCAUUAGCUCAAGUAGGUGCGACUGGGCUGAGGAGCUAGGGUUUUUGACCUCUGCACUUGCUGUCACUGUGGUGCAGGGAGUGGCCAGUGUGCAGUGCAGAGAUAACUCGCAUGGCCUAGAAGGCCACAGAUGUGUUUGUUCCACUCAGGUUAUUACACUGUGCCCACCACCCUGGCAUCCUGGGGACAAUUCUAAGCACUGAGCAGGAGCCUCUCCAUUAACCCCCUGGUAGAGCAGGAUUAUGCCCAUUUUACACAUGGGGAAACUGAGGCACUGGGAAGGGAAGGGACUUGCCCACGGUCACCCAGCAAGUCAGUGGCUGAGAUGGGACUAGAACCCAGGAGUCCUGCCACCCGCUGCGGUGCAGGAUGACAGGAGCAGCCCCGUGCCUUCCGAGCUCCCCAUCAGCUGGGCACUGGACCAUGUCACCGGGCUGCGCUCGUUCAGCUGCUGAGCUGCCUGGUAAAAGCUGCUCCAGGGAACAACUCCCCCUCCCCCAGGGGGUGUGAAACAUCCGAGCCCGGGUGGGCUGGAGCCUGCUCCCCGGCCAGCUGUCCUGGCUGAGCCUGUCCUGGCCAGUGUGGGGGCAGAGUGGCAUGGCCUCCCUGCUUAGAAUAAAGGUCGCCGGGUGUGAUGUGUAUGAAACCCUUUGGUCCUGGAGUUUGUCCCCUCUAGCAGCUGCAACUGUUCCUUAUUUUAUACCCUUCUUGGCCCACGUGCCUGGCAGACGCCAGCCCAGGCAUGUCCUGGUGGCCCCGAGUCACCGGCACUGCUCAGUUCCCAGGGUGUGGUGCUUGCUCAGCUGUCACACAGUUGAUUAACGGGUGGUCACUGGUCAACACCCACCUGGGCAGGGAUCUUUUUCAUGCCACUAGGAAACUCACAGCAUGUUUUAGUAACACGCCUCCAGCACGAGCUCAUCACUUUAGACACAUUGGGACCAGAACCGUGGGGUUCAGCAGCUCAUAAGAACAUAAGAAAGGCCGUACCGGGUCAGACCAAAGGUCCAUCCAGCCCAGUAUCUGUCUACCGACAGUGGCCAAUGCCAGGUGCCCCUGAGGGAGUGAACCUAACAGGCAAU